AUGGGAAAGGGCUGGUUAACAUGCGUCUCGGCCUCUUGUUUAUCUACAGGAAAAGACAAAAAAAAUCAAAAACCGGAGAAGGAGAAGAAGAAAUGGUUUGGGAAACAAAAGAGUAGAGAGUCCAUUGAAUUCUCUUUGGAGGAGACUCCUCCGGUAGAUCCAUCAUCUUCCUCCAUCACUCGGCCAUCUCCUCCUCCUCCUCCGUUGCCUGAUUUUGUUCCUCAACCGUUGUUGCCACCACCAUCCCCUCUUCCUCAGUUGCCUGGCUUGACUCCUCAGCCGUUGUUUCCACUAUCAUCCCCUCCUCCUCCUCCCCUUCCAUUUCAGCCAUCUCCGAGUAAUAAAGGCUAUGGUGCUUCCAAAGAAGCAAAGACUAGACAAGCUCUGGCUCUCGCAUCCGCUGUUGCAGCCGAAGCAGCGGUGGUGGCUGCACAUGCUGCCGUAGAGGUUGCACGUCUCACAACAAAUACCUCAACACGUCAAAUUGUGGAGUCAAAGGAGGAAGCUGCGAUAAUAAAGAUCCAAAAUGCGUAUAGAUGUUACAAGGCAAGACAAACUCUACGUAUGCUACGAGGAAUGGUCAGGCUAAAGACGUUGCUGCAAGGAAAAUACGUGAAAAGACAGAUGAACGCGAUGCUUAGCUCAAUGCAAACUCUUACACGUUUACAAACACAGAUUCAAGCGAGGAGGAAUCGGUUAUCUGAAGAGAACAAAGCUCGUCACAUGCUGAUCCAGCAGAAGGGUCACCAGAAAGAACGCCAAAAUCAGAAUUUGAUUAUUGGGGGAGAUUUUGAUUCCAGCAAUAAAUCAAAGGCACAGAUUAAAGCACAGUUUGUUAAUCGAAAAGAAGCUUCUGUAAGACGUGAGAGAGCUUUGGCGUAUGCUUACAGUCAUCAGCAAACGUGGAGAAACUCUACAAAACUUCCACAUCAGACCAUGAUGAACGCAGACACUCCGCAUUGGGGUUGGAGUUGGCUUGACCGGUGGAUGACUUCUCGUCCAUGGGAAGCUCAAUCCAACGACGAUCCAGCCUCCCUCAAAUGUGAGAAUUCCAUCAAGACUUCUCCUGCCAGAUCUAAAGAACCAAAAUCAGGCAGCCAAAAAGCUAUCCAGAGCGAGGGGGUUAAUCGUAGGCAUAGCAUUGGUGGUCGAUCAUCUAAAAAUGUCAAAGAUGAUGAGAGCCUUGGUAGUUCUUUAUCACGCAGAAGUUCCUUUGGUAAUACAGAAACUGAAAAAUCCAAGGCUAGUGAGGAAACAUCUAGCAACAUGACUAACCCCCAACCGUUGAAGAAGUCUAAUUCUAGUGUGGAAACAGCAAGCAACUUGGGUAACCCCAGACUCUUGAAGAAACCCAAGGCUAGUGUGGGAACAGCAAAAACCGUUGUUAACACGCAAGCUAUGAAAUCAAAAGAUAGUGUGGGAACAACAAGAUACUUGGCUAACACGCAAGUUUUGAAAUCUACGGUUAGUGUCGGAUCAACGAGCAACUUGGGCUCCCAAAAGAAGGCUGUUUCCGAUAAAAAUGAACGUCAGCAAAUGGUAUUGCCAAAGAAGAGGCUUUCACCGUCUAAUUCUCUUGGAACAACAAAGAAGGUUUUGGAUUCGGACAAAGCUACAAUAGGCGCUGCAAAUGGAGAGAAAAAGAGAAGAAAUGUUAGUAACGGUUAACCUAAAGUCUCUUUGUUAGCGAUUUGAUAGAUUUAGCAUCUCAAAUCCGAGAUUUGUUUCUAUCAGACGCAAGCACAGAAGAUGAGGAGUGGAGAAAAAAAGUGUGUGUUUUGUUGUUUUCUUUGAGUUAGUACAAUUUACUAUUUGUCCGUUUGCGGUUUGGUUUUCUUUCUGUUUUCUUAUUUUUGAAAUUGUUUCAAUUAAAAACCUCUAUCUCGCAUCGAAUCUUUGUUUAAUUUUUUUU
Eruca vesicaria subsp. sativa (arugula) is the source of this 1912-nucleotide messenger RNA. NCBI's taxonomy places the organism in Eukaryota, Viridiplantae, Streptophyta, Magnoliopsida, Brassicales, Brassicaceae. The record is from the annotation of a GenBank genome assembly.